AUGCUCUCUGCCGCCGCCGUCGCCGCUCGGGCCGGCUCCCGACGAGCUGCGUCCCGGCCAGCGGCCCUCGCCGCGGCUCCGACCCGGCUCCGAUGCGGCCCCCGACCUCUCGCCCGAGGCCCAUGCCGAAGCCUCCCUCGCGCCCUGUCGACGACCAGCGCGGCCGCCUCCCCUCCGGCGCGGGACCGGACGCGCGAAAUCGUCGCGCAGACGGUGAGCAGCAUCGGCAGCAAGCGCGAGGGCCAGCAGUACCUCAAGCUCUUCACCUCGGUCUCGUCGCAAAAGUUCGCCGUCAUCAAGGUCGGCGGCGCCAUCCUGACCGACUACCUCGACGAGCUCUGCAGCAGCCUCCUCUUCCUCUACGAGCUCGGCCUCUACCCGAUCAUCGUCCACGGUGCCGGCCCCCAGCUGAACCGGCUCCUCGAGGAGGCCGGCGUCGAGCCCCAGUUUGAGGAGGGCAUCCGCGUCACCGACGCCAAGACGCUCGGCAUCGCCCGUAAGCUCUUCCUCGAGGAGAACCUCAAGCUCGUCGACCGGCUCGACGAGCUCGGCGUCCAGACGCGGUCCCUCAGCGGCGUCUUCAUGGCCGACUACCUCGAUAAGGACAAGUGGCAGUACGUCGGCAAGAUCACAAAGGUCAACAAGGAGGCCAUCGAAAAGUCCAUCGAGGCCGGCUACAUACCCGUCCUGACCUCCAUGGCCGAGUCCGACGACGGCCGCCUGCUCAACGUCAACGCCGACGUGGCCGCCGCCGAGCUGUCCCGCGCCGUCGAGCCCCUCAAGGUCGUCUACCUGUCCGAGAAGGGCGGCCUCUUCGACGGCGACGGCGAGAAGAUUUCCCACAUCAACCUCGACGAGGAGUUCUCCACCCUCAUGGCCCAGCCCUGGUGCCGCUACGGCACCCGCCUCAAGAUCAAGGAGAUCAAGGAGCUGCUCGACACCCUCCCCCGAACCUCGAGCGUCGCCAUCAUCCACCCCAGCGACCUCCAGAAGGAGCUCUUCACCGACUCCGGCGCCGGCACGCUCAUCCGUCGCGGCGACAAGAUCCAAAAGGUCACCUCGGUCGCCGGCUUCGGCGACGUCGCGAAGCUCAAGGAGAGCCUCAUCCGUGACCGCGAGGGGCUCGACGCCGAGGCCACCGUCGAUCGAUGGAUCGACUUCCUGCGCGAGAAUCCCUUUGCCGCCUACUUCGACGAGACCAUGCAGUGCGUGGCCAUCGUCAUGCCGCCCGGCGAAGACCGCCCCGUCGCGACGCUCGCGACGCUCGCCAUCACCAAGUCCGGCUGGCUGACCAACGUGGCCGAGAACGUCUUUGCCGCCCUCCGGAAGGACUACCCCAGCCUCGUCUGGACCGUCAACGAGGCCGACGAGAACCUCACCUGGUUCUUCGAAAAGGCCGACGGCAGCCUGAACCACAACGGCAACGUCCUCUUCUACUACGGCACCGACCUCCGCGGUGAGGCCCUCGCGCCCGUCUACGACGAGUUCAUCUCCCACGGCCGGGCCAUGCUCGGCGACUCCAACCUCGAGGCCCGCCUGCGCCGAGCUGCCCAGGCCUCGAGCGAGUCCCUCCGUCCCCAGUCUCGCGCCUUCUCCACCCUGGGCCGUGGCGGAUCGCAACGACGCGGCUACGCCACCAGCACGACCAACCCGAACCCGCCGCUGGGCAAGAAGAAUGCCUCAAACACUGUGCCGGCCCGCGUCGGUCUGAUCGGCGCCCGCGGCUACACCGGCCAGGCCCUGAUCGACCUGCUCAGCGCCCACCCCUACAUGGAUCUGCGGCACGUCUCCUCGCGAGAGCUCGCCGGCCAGGAGCUCGCCGGCUACGCCAAGCGGAAGAUCAUCUACGAGAACCUGAGUGCCGAGGACGUUGGCGAGCUCGAGAAGAGGGGCGAGAUCGACUGCUGGGUCAUGGCCCUCCCCAACGGCGUCUGCAAGCCCUACGUCGACGCCAUCGAACUCGCCGGCAACGGUCGCGGCGAGCGGAGCAUCAUCGUUGAUCUCUCGGCGGAUUACCGCUUCGACGACGGCUGGACCUACGGGCUGCCGGAGCUGACGAAGCGGUCCGAGAUCUACCGGGCCACGCGCAUCGCCAACCCCGGAUGCUACGCCACCGCCGCCCAGCUCGGCAUCGCGCCGAUCCUCGAGCACGUCGGCGGCCAGCCGACCAUCUUCGGCGUCUCCGGCUACUCCGGCGCCGGCACGAAGCCGUCGCCCAAGAAUGACAUCAACCAGCUGCGGGACAACCUGAUGCCCUAUAGCCUGACGGACCACGUGCACGAGCGCGAGAUCAGCCGGCAGCUCGACACGUCCGUCGCCUUCACCCCCCACGUCGCCUCGUGGUUCCGCGGCAUCCACCACACCAUCAACAUUCCGCUCAACAAGACGAUGACGUCGCGAGACAUCCGCCAGAUCUACCAGGACCGGUACGCCGGCGAGAAGCUCGUCAAGGUCGUCGGCGAGGCGCCGCUCGUCCGGAACAUCAUGGAUAAGCACGGCGUCGAGAUUGGCGCCUUUGCCGUUCACAGCAGCGGAAAGCGCGUCGUCGUGUGCGCGAGCAUCGACAACCUCCUCAAGGGCGCCGCGACCCAGUGCCUGCGUACGUUUUACUUCCCUAUCGCUGACCGAACCGAAAUCCCCCCUCGCUCCCCACCAUUUGAGCAAGCUGCGACGUCGAGAGGGGACACAUCGCUAACUGUUGCGGCAGAAAACAUGAACCUUGCUCUGGGCUACGCCGAGUACGAGGGCAUCCCAACCAUGUAA
Drechmeria coniospora is the source of this 2763-nucleotide messenger RNA. RefSeq names its product N-acetyl-gamma-glutamyl-phosphate reductase. Gene Ontology annotation, biological process: L-arginine biosynthetic process. Lineage: Eukaryota; Fungi; Ascomycota; Sordariomycetes; Hypocreales; Ophiocordycipitaceae. The coding region runs from base 1 to 2763 and encodes 920 amino acids. Gene Ontology annotation, molecular function: arginine binding; NADP+ binding; acetylglutamate kinase activity. The transcript has a single exon. Gene Ontology annotation, cellular component: mitochondrion; cytoplasm; mitochondrial matrix. The record is from RefSeq and is a predicted model, not a curated record.